Geodia barretti is the source of this 756-nucleotide messenger RNA. NCBI's taxonomy places the organism in Eukaryota, Metazoa, Porifera, Demospongiae, Tetractinellida, Geodiidae. The record is from the annotation of a GenBank genome assembly.
GUGUUGACCAAGCGCAUCAUCCCCUGCCUUGACGUGGACGCAGGCCGCGUCGUCAAGGGCAUCAGUUUCGUGGAGCUCAGGGACGCCGGCGACCCGGCAGAACUUGCCGCCGUGUACGAUCAGGAGGGUGGCGAUGAGCUUGUGUUCCUGGACAUCACCGCCAGCUCUGACUCUCGGGAUACCAUGGUAAACGUCGUGCGCCGUGUGUCCGAGGAAGUCUUCAUACCCCUGACCGUUGGCGGCGGAAUCCGCACCGUGGAAGACAUCCGCAGGAUGCUCAAGGCCGGCGCGGACAAGGUCUCCCUUAACACAGCGGCAGUCAACAACCCGCCCCUGGUCAGUGAGGGCGCGGCGCAAUUCGGGAACCAGUGCAUUGUCGUCGCCAUUGAUGCCAAGCGGGUCGAUGCAACCCACUCACGCGCGGACGGCCCGUCUGCGAAUGACCCAGGUCUGGCGCUGGACGUCAGUUCGCGAUGGGAGGUUUACACCCGCGGCGGCCGCACCCCCACCGGCAUUGACGCAGUCAAAUGGGCAGCGCGGGCUGUCGAACUCGGCUCGGGAGAGAUCCUGUUGACCAGCAUGGAUGAGGACGGUCAAAAAAGAGGCUACGACCUGGAAUUGACCAGGGCGGUUUCUCAGGCUACACCGGUCCCGGUCAUCGCCAGCGGUGCCGGCAAUCUGGAUCACCUCUAUGACGCCCUCGAAUCGGGUGAGGCCGACUGCCGUACUCGCGGCGAGUAUCUUCCAUUUUGGUGA